This is a messenger RNA of Morus notabilis, 495 nucleotides long. RefSeq names its product major allergen Pru ar 1. NCBI's taxonomy places the organism in Eukaryota, Viridiplantae, Streptophyta, Magnoliopsida, Rosales, Moraceae. The transcript has 2 exons. Gene Ontology annotation, cellular component: cytoplasm; nucleus. The record is from RefSeq and is a predicted model, not a curated record. Gene Ontology annotation, biological process: defense response; abscisic acid-activated signaling pathway. Gene Ontology annotation, molecular function: protein phosphatase inhibitor activity; signaling receptor activity; abscisic acid binding. Bases 1 to 495 code for a protein of 164 amino acids.
AUGGGAGUUUUCACUUCCUCAGACGAGUACAUUUGUCUAAUUCCUCCGGCUAGGUUGUUCAAGGCUUUGGUCCUUGAUUCUCACAAUCUGAUCCCAAAGAUCAUGCCACAAGCAGUCAAGAGCAUUGAGAUUAUCCAUGGUGAUGGAAAGGUAGCUGGAAGCAUCAAGCAGAUCAAUGUCGUUCAAGGCAUCCAGCUUAGAUCGGCGAAGAUUCGAGUCGACGAGAUUGACGAAGAGAAGUAUGUAUACAAUCACAGCUUGAUUGAAGGCGAAGCGCUAAUGGAGAAGCUCGAGUGCAUUUCUUAUGAGGUCCAAUUUCAGCCAACCCCGGAAGGUGGUAGCAAGAACAAGAUGAUUAGCAAGUACCACACCAAGGGUGAUAUCGAGCUUAAUGAGGCCAUUAAGGAGGAGAUCAAGGUUCGCAAAGACAGGGCCUUGAUCAUGUACAAAGCUGUGGAAGCCUACCUCAUUCAAAAUCCUGAAGCAUAUGCUUAA